UUUGUUUCCUUUUAAAAACAUGCCAUUUAAUUUUUUUAUUCAAUUCAAAUUUUAAAUCUUGCGCUAACGUUGUUAGUUGUACAUUGAUAUUAUCAUGAAUUAAUAUUGUAAUAUUAUAAAUAUUACAAUAUUUAUACCCUGUGGCUGCAAACACAGUGAAUUAUUAAUUUAUUUUACUUUACAAUAUCGCGGCAGUAUUUCACGCUCACGUGAUAAUUCUAUUUAUGUCGAGAGCGCGGACUCGGGGGGCGUUAAGACCCAGCAGAUGUGCGAGUCAACAUCUGCUCCGCUACGACUCGAGCCUGAUCUCCGUUCUGGAGUCACUCGGGCGGGCUGGUGCGCAGAUGAGCGGACUAAAGUGGACCCGCUACCGGUCCGGACCAUGACAGAGCCUGGAGCUGGACCGGCGGAGCCGCAGCAGUGAGACAUCGCGCCGCAAGAUGAAGACACCGAUGCGUCAUGGCGUCGCCGUGCUGCUCGUGCUUCUCCUGUGCGCCAGCUUGUUCCUCGUCUACAACGGCAACUUCAGCGGCGUCGCCAGGGACGCCAACGACACGCUGGCGAGCCGACAGCUGCGGCGGCCCACGACGCCCCCGGUCAGAGCGGCCAAGCCUCUGGCCCCAGUCCUCCAGGGAUACAGCGGCAUCAUCGACCAUAAGCCGCUGAAGAUGCACUGUCAGACAUGCGCCCUGGUCACCAGCUCGGGUCACCUCAUUGGAGGGGGCCGCGGCGCCGAGAUCGACCGCGCCGAGUGCGUCAUCCGCAUGAACGACGCUCCCACGGCCCGAGGCUACGCCGUCGACGUUGGCCGGCGGACGUCACUGCGGGUCAUCGCUCACUCCAGCAUGCAGCGGGUGCUGAGGAGCCGCCACGAGCUGCUCAACGCCAGCCAGGACACCGUCUUCAUCUUCUGGGGGCCCAGCAACUACAUGAGGCGCGAUGGGAAGGGCCCGGUCUACAACAACCUGCGGCUGAUGAACCAGGUGCUGCCAAAACUCAGAGUCUACAUCAUCUCCUGGCAAAAGAUGCUGCAGUUCGAUGACCUCUUCAAGAAGGAGACGGGCAAAGACAGGAGGGUAUCGAACUCGUGGUUAAGCACCGGCUGGUUCACCAUGACCAUCGCCCUGGAGCUGUGCGAUCGGAUCAAUGUCUACGGCAUGGUGGCCCCUGACUUCUGCAGAGAACCUCAGCAUCACUCGGUUCCGUACCACUACUACGAGCCGCGCGGGCCGGACGAGUGUGCCAUGUAUAUCUCGCACGAGCGCGGCCGGCGAGGUAGCCACCACCGCUUCAUCACAGAGAAGCGGGUCUUCGCCAACUGGGCACGGACGUUUGAUAUCCACUUCUACCAGCCAGACUGGAGUCCGGCGCCUCUGCCGGCCAAUCGGACAGCCAACGCCACGCUCUCCACAACGUGACUGACGUGCCAGAGCGGAUGUUUGUGCUGACUGAAACUGUGUCACAUGUCAUGCUGGACGUUCAUAACGCACAUCGCCAGCACUUUGUUUACUCGACGUCGUGCAUCAUCAUAAUGCAGCGCUCAAAUGGCAGCGACAUCAUUACACCGUCCGACUGCAGGCCUGCGGUUUGUUACUGUCGUCUCUACAAAUGUUUGGCAAGCGGAUCAGAGAGACGCGGCCGCACGCCUCGGCUCUCUUUGUUGGAUGAAGAAUCUAUUCAGGAUUUACUCUAAACACACUUCUGCAAACAUCUUCGACCAAGACCAGGAACCAGCCUUCAAUACGGCCGAGAAAAGAAACCGCACGCUCAAUUGUCCUGAAGGAUUGUACAUGAUAAUAAAGGGACUGGAGUUUGUCUUGAAGUUGCAUUUCUGCUGGUGGGUGACGAGAUCCGGUCAAAAAAAACUUCAACUUUCAUUACUUAAGAUGACAAUAAGACGUCAGUGGAGUUGGUUUUAGUUUUAGUUUUAGCAUAUUUUUUUCAUAAAACUUAAAUUUUACAUAUUUUCUUCACCCACCAACUGUCAGCUUUUAUGUUUAGAUGGAAUCCACUUUUUGUUUUUCAUCUAAUCAUUUCAAGUUUUUAUUGAAAAUUUGACUUGCUGACAAACAAACACAAUUUCACCUUUCAACUUCGCUUGAUCUUCUAUAUUAUAAACGUUGAUAGCAAGGUUAUUAGAGUAAACAAAAACUCACAAGAAAAUGAAAAUUAGACUUCGUUUUCGUUAACUGAAAUAAAAAUAAAACGAUAACUAACGGAAACUGCAUUGUCUGUUUACAAAACUGAUCUCAAGGAACUAAAAUUAUAGUGAAAAUUCCCUUUGUUUUUGUCUUUAUUUUAUUUUGGCAUUAUUUUAAAUCGAUUUAUUUUGGCUGGCCUGGUUUUAGCUGACGGCCAGGUGCGGCAUGUCCAGUCCCUGACGUCACUUGUGUUGACUAGCUGACCUGACAACGCUGACCAGCACAAUGGUGGUCGUUGGGCAAAAGAGUCUCCUUUCCAAACUUCACGGACUUACAUGGUGUCUAUUGUUGCGUUUCUAUUACUGACUAUUUUGUGACCAAUUUCAAUCUUCAAUCUUGUUCCAAGUCCCCACAUUGAAGGA
This is a messenger RNA of Synchiropus splendidus (mandarinfish), 2563 nucleotides long. It is a transcript of the gene st6galnac5a, whose product is annotated as ST6 (alpha-N-acetyl-neuraminyl-2,3-beta-galactosyl-1,3)-N-acetylgalactosaminide alpha-2,6-sialyltransferase 5a. Gene Ontology annotation, molecular function: alpha-N-acetylgalactosaminide alpha-2,6-sialyltransferase activity. Gene Ontology annotation, biological process: oligosaccharide metabolic process; ganglioside biosynthetic process. The transcript is spliced from 5 exons. The record is from RefSeq and is a predicted model, not a curated record. NCBI's taxonomy places the organism in Eukaryota, Metazoa, Chordata, Actinopteri, Syngnathiformes, Callionymidae. Bases 441 to 1418 code for a protein of 325 amino acids.